This is a messenger RNA of Solanum dulcamara, 1015 nucleotides long. RefSeq names its product prefoldin subunit 3-like. Gene Ontology annotation, cellular component: cytoplasm; prefoldin complex. The transcript has 6 exons. Bases 104 to 670 code for a protein of 188 amino acids. The record is from RefSeq and is a predicted model, not a curated record. Gene Ontology annotation, biological process: microtubule-based process; tubulin complex assembly; protein folding. Gene Ontology annotation, molecular function: tubulin binding. Lineage: Eukaryota; Viridiplantae; Streptophyta; Magnoliopsida; Solanales; Solanaceae.
AACGACGUCGUUUUCGUAUUAUGCUUUCUUCUUCACUACUGAAGCGAAAAAAAAAAGAAUUUUUUUCCAAAUCUAUCAGAGUAAAGCAGCUUGGACGGGGGCGAUGGCGUGUUCGUCAUACACAAGUGAAGUCACGGAGAGAAGAGGUAUACCGGCGGCGUCAUUCGUACAAGACGUUCAGUCCUAUCUCAGCCAAUCUGGUCUCGAUGUUAACUCUGCUCUUGCCUUCCUACAAGAAAGACUUCAGCAGUAUCGAGUGGUUGAAAUGAAACUUUUGGCCCAACAGAGGGAGCUUCAGGCAAAGAUUCCUGACAUAGAAAAAUGCUUGGAUAUAGUUGCUACUUUGCAAGCUAAGAAGGAUUGCAGUGAGGCACUAGUCGCUGAUUUUGAAGUGUCAGAAGGUAUUUAUUCCCGGGCUAGGAUUGAAGAUAAUGAAUCUGUGUGUCUAUGGCUAGGGGCAAAUGUCAUGCUACAGUAUUCAUGCGAAGAGGCUACUGCCCUUCUUCAAACAAACUUGGAAAAUGCAAAAGCCAGUUUAGAGGUUCUUGUGGCUGAUCUACAAUUUUUGAGGGAUCAAGUGACAAUUACUCAGGUCACAACUGCUCGUGUAUACAACUGGGAUGUACAUCAACGUCGACUUCGACAAGCUACUACUCCCAAAGAAUCAUGAGAACAACUCAUCUUUCAUUGAUAGAGGUGGUACUAGACAUUGCAUCACAGAGUACUUUUUGGUUCAUCUUUGUAGGUUAAACUUUUGAACUGUUCUUGCAAAGAUCAUGAAUUGGUUUGGUUUGGUUUUGCCAUCAUUAAUGGGUUCAAUGUGUAGCAAAUUUUCUAAGACAUUGUCCCUUACAUGAUGUUUUUUUCUAAGAUUUACUUAUUUGUGAGGUAAGAGACAAGAGUAUCUGACCUGUUAUCAUGUUGUUUUGUUGUUUCCUAAAUACAAUGUAGUAGCCGUAUGUACUCGUUUGAGUUCACACAUUAGGUCAAUAUUCAUUGUGGUUUGCUUCACAAA